This is a messenger RNA of Didymodactylos carnosus, 609 nucleotides long. The record is from the annotation of a GenBank genome assembly. Lineage: Eukaryota; Metazoa; Rotifera; Eurotatoria; Philodinida; Philodinidae.
AUGUAUCGAGAAAGAGUGCUCCUCAAAUAUUUAGAUGCAUCACCUGAAUUAGAAGCCCAAAUCAUUCAUAUUCCGUAUAAAAAAAAUAAUUUCAAUGACAGUGGCAGCGAAUUUUUAUUUACCAUUAUAUUACCAAAUCGAGGCAUUAAAUUAUUGAAUGUUGAAAAUAAAUUAAAUUAUCAUAGAGUUUUAAAACAGAUGUUUGAUUACGAUAAUCAAUACGAAAGAGAACUUCAACUUUAUUUGCCGAAAUUCCGAAUCGAAUAUGAAUUUCUCACAAUUAAAGAUACACUAAAGGAAAUGGGCAUGACAGAUGCAUUUGACGGUAGAGCUGAUUUUAGCUGGAUAACAAAUGGUGGUCUGGCUAUCGAUGAUGUUAAACAUAAAUCUGUUAUUAAUGUUGAUGAAACAGGAAGCGAAGCAGCCGCUACAACUGCUCUGGUAUAUGAUCGGGGAGGUUUUCUACAAAACGAACAGCCAAUUGAAUUUAAAUGUGAUAGACCGUUUCUAUUUUUAAUUCAUGAGAAAGAAUCUGGCUUGGUGUUAUUUGCUGGAAAAUAUCAGAAACCUCAACCAUUCACUAAAAGUUCUAUCAGUAUGCUCAUCUGA